Molecule: messenger RNA, 13493 nt
Organism: Morone saxatilis (striped sea-bass)
Lineage: Eukaryota; Metazoa; Chordata; Actinopteri; Moronidae
Gene: dnah6
Product: dynein, axonemal, heavy chain 6
Exons: 81
Coding region: 54-11693 (3879 amino acids)
Biological process (GO): microtubule-based movement
Cellular component (GO): dynein complex
Molecular function (GO): ATP binding; minus-end-directed microtubule motor activity; ATP hydrolysis activity
Source: RefSeq, a predicted model, not a curated record
AACAAAACAACAACAAGAAAACGUUACCGCUCGCUGCCCCAGAGCCUGUGAGGAUGCAGACCGUGGCCUCUGCAUCUCCGAGGGCCUCUGCAUCUCCGAGGGCCUCUCCGACGAGCCGCUCGGGCCAAAGCAGGGACAAUGAGUUCAGAGACCGGCUGCACAAGCUCCCUGAGCUACAGAGCUCCACCACCCUACCGAGGCCUCCAGUCCAUGUCCAGGACCCACAGGCUGUGCUGAGGAGACGUGUAAAACGGAAAGAACCCAGUCUCCAGCAGUUACAGGCCCGCGAGCGAAUGAUUUUUCCAGGCUGGUACACGCCAUCACCUCCAUCUCAACAGGCCGAGCAGCCAAACAGGCGCCGUAAACAAUGGCCUGUCCAGCUCCCUCCUUUGAAAUCCACAACCACGAAUACGGUGUCAACCCCUAGUCUCCCCAGACGGCCCUUUUCCAUUAAGAGUUGUGGACACUUGGAGCCUCAUGGCGAAGUUCAAAUUUAUGAGUACAGUAAGGAUGACUAUUUGAUGAUGAGUCCUGAAGGUGUGUUAGCAGUGUGUGAGGGGGAGUCUGACUUUGUGACCCUCGAGCGCUGGGAAGAGGAGUAUAACUACCACUGCAAGCUGAUUCGCAUACCAUUCUUUACCCGCUUCAAAAUGUGGAAACCUUUCUACUUCUGGCGCACCGGUGUUCGUGCCAGGAAGACUAAUUUGGCCAGGCAAUCUCUGCAAAAACAUUUGUUUAUUGUCAGUCAGUCGCUAAGCCCUGCGCUGAUAGACAUCAGGAAAAUGUGUUACCAAAUCAGUGACACAGGCUUGUGUCACAUGGAGAGAGACCACACCUACACACUACAGGAGUUCCAGAACAUCCAGUUCAAACAACUGCAAGAGGUACUGACUGACUUGGAGAAGUUUCAGGAUCUGGUAAAGGAGGUGACAGUUUGUGCCUGUCGCAACUACUUGUCAGAAAUCGAAUCUGAUAACCCAGAUGAUAAAAAGACGGUUCUUGCGCAGAUCAACAAGAACUUUCACUCCAGCCGACUCAUGUGCUUCAUCCGUCUUGUUGACUAUUUGGUCGUCAACACCUUGCACACCUUGGUGGUGACCGCAGUGGCCAAACUACUGGCUGUGUUCCAGGAGCAGGUACGUCAAACGGCCAGCCAUGCCACCAUUCAGAGCUGGAGCCAGCACUCUGAGGCUACCACUGAUUGUGCUGAAGAAGAGACGGAUAAGAAGUCUGUCAAGUCAGAAACUUCCCGUGUCCAACCGAUGUUCAUCUCUGAGCUGUUGCUGGACACAAAUGCAUUGACCUACAAACCCUCUGAGGAGGAUUUUCAGGAGGCUGUUGCAGAGAUCAUUCUGCGGUUUGAGAAAACAGUGAUGUCAGUUGACACGCUUACAGCAGAUCCUGAUUUUGAUUCAGUGACGGAGCCCACAGUGUACGAGAAAUUGGAAAAUAAAUAUGAGGAUGGCCCUUGUGUGGAAUCCAUCAUAGAAAAUGAUAGCCACCUUCAAAGUCUCAUCCAAAAUAUCAAGGAAUCACUCCAGUUCGCCUUUGACACAGCAAAAGUGUACUCUCACACAUUCGAGCGUUUUCGACUUUUCUACAAGGAGAAUGAGAGCCUGGAUGUGGAUGCAGUGUGGCAGGAUCAAGGUUUGUCCUGUUUUGGAAAAGCACUGGAGUUAUACCACAGUGAGCAUAAGGAGGCCUUAGCUAUCCAAGAGAAAAGACAUCUCGGCUUACUGCUUGUGGACAAAACACAGCUUAAAGAGAAACUUGUGUCUUCCCCGCUCCGCUGUUUGGAGGUCAUCAAUGAGAGGCUUACUCAGCUGGCUAAGAGGAAGCUAGAUGCAGUCAUUGCAGAGGCUUGUGAAGCCCAGUUUAAACUAGAGUUCAGGCCCUCCACUACAUCUGAGUUAGCCGACUCCCUCACAUUCCUGGAUGAGAUACAGGAAAGGAUAACGGUGCUCGAAGAGGAGCAGGAGACAGUGUGUCAGAUGUACAACCUGAUUACCAUGUACUCAGUUCCCACGCCUCCUGAGGAUCUGGUUGUUUUCGCCACCUUGCAACCCACCAUUAACUCGUUGCACAGUAUCAUCGAUGAAGCUGAGGUUGAGAAGUCCUCCAGCAUGAAGAAGUUCUGCAGCUCCCUGGACAAAGACAUAAAGGCGCUGAACCACGAGGUCACGAAAACCCAGCUUAAGUCACAGGAUCCACAAAUCCUAGACAUCAAUUCAGAUUCCUCUCAAGUGCGUCUGCUGCUGGGGGAGAUCCAGAUUUCCAUAGACGAGCUGCAGGCCCAGGCCUCCGCCUACACCUCCUACCAGAAGAAAUUCAAGGUGGAGGUGACCAAGUUUGACACCCUGGAGGAGUUAGUUUCAGAGUUUAGGCUGAAGCAGCUGCUGUGGGACUCUCUAGAGGAGUGGGAGUCCUUACAAGAUGGAUGGAGGCAGAGCACAUUUGUGCAGCUGGACCUGGAGCAGUUCAGCUCACAGGUUAUCAAGUAUGGAAAAUAUGUCAACCAGCUGGAGAAGGGUCUGCCACGUAACAAUGUCCUGCCAUGUCUUAAGGAAAAGGUGGAGGUCAUGAAGCAGAGGCUGCCUGUGAUCACUGAUCUACGUAACCCAUGUAUGAAACCAGAGCACUGGAAGAUUCUGGAGUCGGUUGCGAGGACCUCCCUGAAUGUGGAGGAGCUCACUGUGGCGGAUUUGGAGGAGAUUAAUAUCUUCUCUUAUGGCAUGAAGAUACAAGAGGUAUCAGGACAGGCUUCAGGAGAGGCAUCAGUCGAGGCUAUUAUUACAAAGGUGGAGGACGCGUGGAAGACCACAGAGUUCACUGUGUUGUCUCAUGGUGACUCCAAAGAUGUCUUCAUUUUGGGAGGCACAGAUGAUAUCCAGGUACUUCUGGAUGACAGCAUUAUUAAUGUGGGCACGGUGGCAUCUUCUCGCUACGUAGCCCCCAUCAAGCUCAGGGUGGACAAACUGCUGAGACAACUGACCCUCUUCAACCAAACACUGGAUGAGUGGCUUACGUGCCAAAGGAACUGGCUAUAUCUAGAGAGUAUCUUCUUGGCCCCAGACAUCAAGAGGCAGCUGCCUGCUGAGUCCAAGAUGUUUCUUAAGGUGGACAAGUCCUGGAAGGAGAUCAUGGCAAAGGUCAAUAAGAGGCCAAAUGCCCUUAAAGCAGCCACACAGCCUGAUUUGUUGGAGACUUUUCAGCAAAACAACGCUCUUUUGGAUGAGAUACAGAAGUGUCUGGAAGCCUACCUGGAGUCCAAGAGAGUCAUCUUCCCCAGGUUCUACUUCUUAUCCAAUGAUGAGCUGCUAAAGAUCUUGGCCCAGACAAGAAACCCCCAGGCUGUUCAGCCCCACCUCAGGAAGAAGUGUUUUGACGCCAUUACGCGUCUAGAGUUCGCUUUGCUGCCCGAACGAACUUCUGGUGCUACGGGAAUGGCGCUUGAAGCUGGAGAACAGGAAGUGGUCUAUAGCAAAGACAUCCUGAGCAUGGUUUCUCCUGAGGGAGAGAAGGUGGGUUUGACUAAAGGUCUGAAGGCACAAGGCAAUGUGGAAGACUGGCUUUGCAAGGUGGAGGAGGCUAUGUUCUCCUCACUGCGACGCCUCAGCAAGGCUGCCAUUGCAGACUACCAGGUGAUGUCUAGAGAGGAAUGGGUAGUGGCUGGACAUCCAUCGCAGGUGGUGCUGACCAUCUCUCAGAUGAUGUGGUGCAGGGAAAUGGAUGCCUGCCUGGAGGGAGACCACGACCACUUUGCUGCCCUGCAGAAAUUUGAACUAACAAACUUUGAUAGACUGAAUGCCCUGGCGGCAUUGGUACGAGGACAGCUGCCUACUUUACACCGUAAUAUCAUCACUGCCCUUAUCACCAUUGAUGUCCAUGCCAGAGACAUUGUUACAGAUCUAGUAUGCCAGAAGGUGGACGCCAGGUCUAACUUUGAAUGGCAGAGACAGCUACGCUACUACUGGGACCUGGACUUGGACAACUGCGUAGCCAAAAUGGCUCUCUCUACUUACAUUUACGGCUAUGAAUACCUGGGAGCCUGUCCUAGACUGGUUAUCACACCGCUCACGGACCGUUGCUAUUUGUGUCUGAUGGGGGCUCUCCAGUUAGACCUCGGAGGAGCUCCAGCUGGGCCAGCAGGGACGGGAAAAACGGAGACCACCAAGGACUUGGCUAAGGCCCUGGCCAUACAGUGUGUGGUCUUCAACUGCUCUGAUGGACUUGACUACAAGAUGAUGGGGCGCUUCUUCAGUGGGCUUGCACAGUCGGGUGCUUGGUGUUGUUUUGAUGAAUUUAACCGAAUCGACAUUGAAGUGUUGUCUGUCAUCGCUCAGCAGCUCAUAACCAUAAGAAAUGCCAAGGCCGCUAAGCUGUCAAGGUUUCGAUUUGAGGGCCAGGAGAUCAAGCUGGUGAUGACGUGUGCUGCAUUCAUCACCAUGAACCCGGGCUACGCUGGACGAACGGAGCUACCUGACAACCUUAAAGCUCUCUUUAGACCCAUAGCCAUGAUGGUGCCAAACUACGCCCUAAUUGCUGAGGUGAUUUUGUACUCAGAGGGAUUCGAGUCCAGUAAGACCCUAGCGAGGAAAAUGACCCAGAUGUACAAGCUCUGCUCUGAGCAGCUGUCCCAGCAGGACCACUAUGACUUUGGCAUGAGAGCAGUCAAGUCUGUCCUGGUCAUGGCUGGGUCUCUAAAGAGAGAUAACCCCCAACUCAGUGAGGAUGUGGUUCUUAUCAGAGCCCUGAGGGAUUCCAACCUGCCAAAGUUCCUUGUGGAUGAUGCUGUGCUGUUUGGUGGUAUCCUAUCAGACCUCUUCCCUGGUGUAUGUAUCCCCGAGCAUGACUAUGGUGUGCUACACUCCACCAUCCUGGAGUCUCUGGUUAAGCGAAAUCUGCAGCCUUUGGCUACCAUGACCAAGAAGGUGAUCCAGCUGUAUGAGACCAUGUUAGUGCGUCAUGGUGUUAUGUUGGUAGGGCCUACUGGUGGACUCCCAGACCCAGUGCGAACAUACCUGCUGGAGCUGUUUGAGCAGUAUGUGGAGAAGGGUCUUCAGUUCGUGUUGAAGCAUUGCACCCAGGCAAUUCGCCAAGUGGACAUCAGUAAAGUCGCCACUCUUUGCUCCCUGCUAGAGGCACUGCUGCUGGGCGAAGGAGGGCCUGACCUCAAAAUGGAUUCCAAGUACCUCAACAGUGUAUUAUGUCAGACCUUCCUGUUUUGCUACCUGUGGGCAGUAGGCGGCAACCUGACCUGUUCUCACUGGGAUGCUUUCGACACCUUCGUAAGGGAGCAGUUUGAAGACAACAGCAAUGCUAAGCUCCCCAAGUGUGGUACCCUGUGGAGUGUGUACAUGAACUUUAACCACAAGCAUCUGGUGCCAUGGGAGAACAUAAUCCCUUCAUUUAAAUACAACAGGGAGCAGCCCUUUUUUGAGAUGCUAGUCCCCACCACAGACACUGUCCGCUACGGCUACCUGAUGGAGAAACUGCUAUCUGUGCGACGUUCUGUGCUCUUCACUGGCGACACUGGUGUUGGGAAGUCAGUGGUGGCUCGGGGCCUUCUUAACAGUAUCCAGGAAAAGGCAGGAUACCUUCUUCCAGUCUACAUCAACUUCUCUGCUCAGACCUCCUCUGCCCGCACGCAGGAGAUCAUAGAGUCCAAGUUGGAGAAAAAGAGAAAAAACAUUCUGGGUGCUCCUGGUAACAAGAAGUUAGUGGUCUUUGUGGAUGACCUGAACAUGCCUAAGCUGGACAGUUAUGGCUCUCAGCCCCCCAUAGAACUCCUGCGUCAAUUCCAGGACUUCUCUGGCUUCUAUGACAGACAUAAGUUCUUCUGGAAGGAGAUCCAGGAAAUGACCAUUGCUGCAGCGUGUGCUCCUCCAGGAGGGGGUCGCAAUCCGGUGACCCCCCGAUUCGUUCGCCACUUCAGCAUGCUGUGUCUCCCCACACCCUCAGAACACAGCCUCAAGCAGAUCUUCAAAGCCAUCCUGAACGGUUUCCUUAGUGAAUUUUCCCAGGCGGUGAAGGACUGUGCCGGUCAGAUUGUGGAUGCAGCUGUGGAGAUAUAUGACCGUUUGAGUGUAGAUCUGCUGCCCACUCCGGCUAAGUCCCACUAUGUCUUCAAUCUUCGGGACCUCUCCAAGUGUGUCCAAGGUAUGCUGCAGUGUGAGCCGAGUCAAGUGAGAGACAAGAACCAGAUCUUCCGCCUCUUCUGCCAUGAGUGUCAGCGGGUGUUCCAUGACCGACUCAUCAACAACCAAGACAAGACCUAUUUCAACACCAUCGUCUGUGAGAUGGCCAGCAAAUAUUUUAGCAUUAACUUGGAGCCCUCGUACUUUGUGACUCAACCCAUCAUAUUUGGGGACUUCAUCAAGGUGGGUGCAGAUAAAGAAGAUCGUCUGUAUGAGGAUCUGACAGACAUUGUGAAGAUUCAGGCUGUUCUCCAGGACUACCUCGAUGAUUACAACAUGACCUUCUCCAAGGAGACCAAGCUGGUUUUUUUCCAGGACGCCAUCGAGCAUGUCUCCAGGAUUGCCCGUAUGAUUCGCCAGGAGAGAGGCAAUGCCCUGCUAGUAGGGGUGGGAGGUACAGGCAAGCAGUCACUCACUCGGCUGGCAGCACACAUGUGUGGAUACUGCUGCUUCGAGAUUGAACUGAGCCGAGGUUACAACUAUGACAGCUUCCAUGAGGACCUGAGGAGGCUCUACAAGAUGGCUGGUGUGGAGGGCAAAGAUAUGGUGUUCCUCUUUACAGAUACUCAGAUUGUGGUGGAGGAGUUUUUAGAGGAUAUCAACAACAUGCUGAAUUCUGGCGAGGUGCCCAACCUUUUUGAGAAAGAUGAGUUGGAACAAGUACUAGCUGCCACCCGCCCUAAAGCCAAAGAGGCUGGAAUCAGUGAGGAGAACAGGGAUGAGGUGUUCCAGUAUUUCAUCUCUCGUGUACGGGAGAAGCUGCACAUUGUGCUGUGUAUGAGUCCCGUGGGCGAUGCCUUCAGGUCCCGCUGUCGUAUGUUUCCUUCACUGGUCAACUGCUGCACCAUUGACUGGUUUGUGCAGUGGCCUCGUGAGGCACUGCUCUCUGUCUCUCAGGCCUUCUUCCUGAAUGUGGACUUUGGCAGUGAGGAGCUGAAGCAGAGCUUCUCAGCCAUGUGUGUGGAGAUACAUGUUAGUGUCACUGACAUGGCUGAGCGCUUCUACUCAGAGCUGAGACGCCGAUACUACACCACACCUACCUCCUACCUGGAGCUCAUAAACCUCUACCUGUCCAUGCUAGAGGAGAAGAGACAGCAGCUAGUGCUUGCCAGGGAUCGUGUGAAGAAUGGUCUGACCAAACUGCUGGAGACAAAUGGGCUUGUGGACAAAAUGAAAGUGGACCUGUCUGCUCUGGAGCCUGUCCUUAAACAAAAAUCCAUUGAUGUCGAUGCCCUCAUGGAGAAACUGACUAUAGACCAGGAGAGUGCAGACGAGGUGCGUAAAGUAGUGAAAGAGGAUGAGGCUUUGGCCAAGGUCAAAGCUGAAGACACCCAGGCCAUAGCCGAUGAUGCCCAGAGGGACCUGGAUGAGGCUCUGCCAGCCCUGGAGGGUGCCAAUCAGGCCCUUAAUUCUCUCGACAAGGCUGACAUCUCUGAGAUCAAGGUGUUCACCAAACCCCCAGACCUAGUCAUGACCGUCAUGGAGGCUGUCUGCAUCCUGCUCAACUGCAAACCGGACUGGCCUGGUGCCAAGCAAUUACUGGGAGAUGCCAAUUUCCUCAGGCGCCUGACAGACUAUGACAAGGACAAUAUCAAGCAUCAGAUCCUGCUGAAGCUGCAGAAAUACAUCAACAACCCUGAUUUCAUACCUGAGAAGGUGGAAAAGGUAUCCAAAGCCUGUAGAUCAAUGUGCAUGUGGGUCAGAGCCAUGGAUCUUUACGCCAGAGUCCUCAAAGAAGUGGGCCCCAAGAGAGAAAAACUGUCCAAGGCGCAGGGGGAUCUGGACAUGACUAUGGCCACCCUGAGGGAGAAGCAACAAAAGCUUCAGGAGGUGGAGAACCAGAUCAAGGUCCUAGAGGAGCAGUUUGACAGCAGCGUAAAUGAGAAGGAGGAUUUGGUUAACACCAUGGCUCUGACACAAACUCGGCUGACCAGGGCGGGGAAGCUAACUUCUGCUCUAGGUGAUGAGCAAGUACGCUGGGAAGAAAGUGUUGCCUUGUUUGAGCAAGAGAUCAUCAACGUUGUGGGGAAUGUCUUCAUUGCAGCCGCCUGCGUGGCUUACUAUGGAGCGUUCACAUCCCACUACAGGCAGCUGCUAAUUGACCAGUGGAUAAUACGGUGCCAGGAACUGAACAUCCCCAUCAGUUCCAGCUUCAGCCUGAUCAACAUUCUGGGUGACCCAUUUGUCAUCCGCCAGUGGAACGCAGAAGGUCUGCCUCGUGACACCGUCUCCACAGAGAACGGGAUCUUGGUGACCGAGGGCCGUCGCUGGCCUCUCAUGAUUGACCCACAGGACCAGGCCAACCGAUGGAUCCGCUCCAAGGAGGCCAAACAUGGUCUAAAGGUGAUCAAGCUGACAGACCCAAGCUUUCUCCGUACCCUGGAAAAUGCCAUACGCAUGGGCAUGCCUGUACUCCUAGAGGAGUUAAAGGAGACCCUAGAUCCAGCUUUGGAGCCCAUCCUGCUGAAACAGACGUUUGUGGCUGGUGGACGGACAUUGAUCCGACUCGGAGACUCAGAUAUUGACUAUGACAAAAACUUUAGGUUCUAUAUGACCACCAAGAUGGCCAACCCACACUAUCUACCAGAGGUGUGUAUCAAAGUUACAAUUAUCAACUUCACAGUGACCAAGUCUGGCUUGGAGGACCAACUGCUUAGUGAUGUGGUGCGUCUGGAGAGUCCACAUCUCGAAGAGCAGAGGAACGAACUGAUUAUGCGCAUCAAUGCUGACCGCAACCAGCUAAAAGAUAUCGAAGACCGCAUAUUGAAGCUUCUUUUUACCUCCGAGGGGAAUAUUCUAGACAAUGAGGAGCUAGUACAGACUCUCCAGGAGUCGAAGGUGACAUCAGAGGCCAUAAAGCAUCGCCUGGAGGAGGCUGAGGCCACCGAGCUGAUGAUCAACUCAGCGAGGGAGCGGUACCGACCCGUGGCUACCCGAGGCUCAGUCUUGUACUUUGUCAUCGCUAGUCUCUCUGAGAUCGAUCCAAUGUACCAGUUCUCCCUCAAAUACUUCAAACAGCUCUUUAACUCCACCAUUGAGACGUCAGAGAAGAGCAGUGUGUUAGAAGAGCGCCUCCAGAUCUUGCUGGACCAGAUCCUGCUCAACUCCUACAUCAAUGUAUCCCGUGGCCUCUUCGAGCAACACAAGCUUAUCUACAGCUUCAUGUUGUGUGUGGAGGUCAUGAGGCAGCGUGGUGAAAUCUCUGAUGCUGAGUGGCAGCACUUCCUAAGAGGAGCUUCCUCUUUGGAAAAGGACUAUGCAGAACGGCCAGAUGUGCCAUGGCUAAGUGAUUUUUACUGGCAGACAUGUUGUGAGCUGGAGGACACACUGCCCUGCUUCAAGGACAUCUCCAAGGAAAUCACUAGAACGCAUAUACACAUCAAGCUAGGACGUUUUCAAGCAUCUAUUAAUCCUGAGAACGGGUUGCCUCCUUUUGGGGAGUCCAAGGAGGUGAAGCAGGAGAGCAGAGGCUACUGGAAUGAGAGGUUGGGGGCCUUCCAGAAGCUAGUCCUUAUCAAGAGCUUUAUGGAAGAAAAGGCGGUGUUUGCAGCAACAGAGUUUGUGAUUGUCAGCCUGGGGAAGCAGUUUGUGGAAAACCCCCCAGUUGACCUGACUAAUCUCUACAACGAUAUGUCCCCCUCCACACCACUGAUAUUCAUUCUCAGCACAGGAUCCGACCCUAUGGGUGCCUUCCAGCGCUUUGCAAAAGAGAGAGGUUGUCUUGACAGAGUGGAGUCCAUCUCGUUGGGUCAAGGCCAGGGGCCGAUAGCAGAGAAGAUGAUCCUUGCAGCACUAAAGAGUGGCAAAUGGGUCUUCCUGCAGAACUGUCAUCUGGCUGUCUCCUGGAUGUUAGCCAUGGAGGAGCUCAUCAAGACCUUCACCGAACCUGACACAUCAAUCCACGAGAAUUUUCGUUUGUUUCUCAGUUCUAUGCCUACCAAAGUAUUUCCUGUUACAGUACUCCAGAACUCUGUCAAGGUGACUAAUGAGCCUCCUAAAGGCCUGCGAGCCAACAUGCGACGAGCCUUCACAGAGAUCUCCAGCAAUUUCUUUGAAAACCACGUUCUGGAGCGCCAGUGGAGGAAGAUUGUCUUUGGAAUCUGCUUUUUCCACGCAAUCAUCCAGGAGCGGAAGAAGUUUGGUCCUCUGGGCUGGAACAUUCCCUAUGAGUUUAACGACAGUGACAGGGAGUGCGCUCUGCUCAACCUCAACCUCUACUGCAAAGACGGCACCAUCCCUUGGGACGCUCUCAUCUACAUCACUGGUGAGAUCACAUAUGGAGGCAGAGUGACGGAUGCCUGGGACCAACGCUGCCUCAGGACAAUCCUCAAAGGCUUCUUCUCGCCUCAAACCCUGGAGCCUGGAUACACCUUCUCCUCAUCAGGUAUCUACUGUGCCCCAGAGACAGAUGAACUAGAGCAAUAUAAGAAAUAUAUUGAGAGUCUUCCAAUCAUAGAUGAUCCAGAGGUCUUCGGCAUGCAUGAGAAUGCCAACCUGGCCUUCCAGCGCCAAGAAACCAUGACUUUAAUUAACACCAUACUGGAUGUUAAUCCUCGCUCAUCAGCCCGUCAUGGAGCUAAAAGUAACGAUGACAUAGUGUGCGAGCUCGCUGAAUCCAUCUUAGCCAAGUUACCUGCGUGUCUGGACAUGGAUGAGGCGGUGGAAACUUUGUUUGUCCGAGACGAAAAUAGCCGCCUUAACUCCUUGACGACUGUGUUGGGCCAAGAGACAGACCGAUUCAACAACCUGCUGAGAGUUCUCAGGUUGUCUCUCAUCACUCUGCAGAAGGCCAUAGCAGGUCUGGUGGUGAUGUCAGAGGAGAUGGACCGGAUAUACACAAGCUUCCUGAACAACCAGGUUCCCACCCACUGGGCGAACUCUGCCUACCCUUCCCUCAAACCCCUGGCCUCCUGGGUCAGAGACCUGACCCUCAGGACCUCCUUUAUUCAGGUUUGGACACGGUCCGGUCAGCCCAAAUCUUUCUGGAUCUCUUUCUUCCCUCAAGGCUUUCUUACUGGGGUGCUUCAGAAUCAUGCCAGGCACUACAAUCUGCCCAUUGAUGAGCUCAACUUCCGCUUCAACAUGAUGCCGGUGUACAGGGACCAGGUAGCAGUCUGUGAGGCUCUACGCACUCUCCCCAACAACACUAAACUGCUCAUGGAUGAGGAGUUACCAGAGCCAGAGGACGGCGUGCUCGUGCAUGGCAUGUUCAUGGAUGCCAGUCGCUGGGACGAUGACAACAUGGUGAUUGAGGAUGCGUUACCUCAAGUGAUGAACGCUGUGCUGCCAGUGGUGCACUUUGAGCCACAGCGGAACUACGUGCCUGAACCAGACCUCUACCACGCUCCUCUUUACAAGACCUCAGCCAGAGCCGGGACUCUGUCCACCACCGGUCACUCAACUAAUUUUGUUGUGACGGUAAUGCUUCCCUCCAAGCGACCCAGCGACUAUUGGAUAUCAAAAGCUUCUGCUCUCCUGUGCCAGCUGGAUGAUUAAGUCUUUAUUAGAGGGCAGAAAGGGAUUUUAAAUGUGAAACCUUGAUUUAACAUUGAAGCUUUACGCUGAAAGUGGACUUACUUCACAUAAAUUGUAAAAAACUCUUCUAAUCUGCUUCCUUUGUACACUCAUGUAUCGGUGGAGGUUAAUAUCAGUUAUAUGCUCAUCCUGCUGACACUUGAUGAGAGCAGUGGAGUACAUCCAGAUCUCUGAAGAUGAGACACACCGUCUCCACGCUGUAAACACCACACACCACAUAAACUCACAUACUGGAGAGCUCCAUUCUUGCUGUGCGAUAAGUCACUGGAUGAAAUGCUUACUGAAAAUUACAGUGCACAUAUAGCCUCGGGGAGAGAAAAGACGGAGGGAUGGACGGCAGAAUACAUACAGUAUAUGGAUGGACGGAGAUGGGUGGCCUGACACAUGGAUGUUAAUGGUUCACAAAGAGCAAAAAACAGGAUAGCUAAGAGGGAUGGGUUGAGACAGGAGAAGAAGUGAUGAUCAUCAAAUGAUGAAAUGUUUCCGCCACAACCCCCACACACAUCAGCAGCCUAUUUGUGUCACUUAGGGCAUGCAGUGCAAGCACAUAAAAUAUGUCCCUUCGAACACAUUAAGUACACCCACUGCAGUAGUGGGGCAGGGUGCAGACACACUUAAUCUCUGUCUCUGUCAUACACACACUACCUCCUCCACACCUUACUGCUCUGCUAACGGCAAGCAGGGACGGGCAUAUAUAACAUUUUAUUUAACAUCAACAUGGGGAAGAGCAGCACAAAAAAACUGCAGGAGCUCAUGUUGCUGUAGAGAGGAGGAUAACUUAUCAGAAGCAUCUUUUUUUUUUCUUUUUUUUUUGCCAACAAAAAGCUCAAAGCUCUACAAAUUAAAACCAUAUUACAUACGCCCGCAUUUUGUGUUUAAGGGUAAUUUAACAGGUUAUUUUGACUCUUUACAUUAUAAGUUUUGCACGCUGGACAAAGCAAAAGUAAGAUGUAACAUGCAGGUACACUGUUCAAAUUAUAAUACAGUGAUAAUAUGGUUAAAUGUGCUGCAUCAUGAUGGUUUUUUAUUGAAUCUAUUAUCUGAGAGGAAAAAAACAGUCACAAGUUUGACCAAUGUACAACAUUUUUCACGUUUGACCCCCAUCAUAGUUUCUCCUUCUCGCUUGGGGAGGGUAAAAAGAGGCUGUCGCAAUCUGCAACUACACCACUACCUGCCCAGUAAAUCCUAUACAUCGGCCCUUUAAACUACCCCUUUAUAUACAAUUAAAAUAAAAACAAUUCAGUUUUUAAAAUGUAUAUUUCGUUUGGCACAAAAUAAUGACUGAAUAAUGAUUAAAGGUGCCUUCAAAGGGUUGACAAAAAGAAAGCAGGUUUUGGGGCUUUAUUUGUUGUCUUUAUACCAAAGACCGAGAUAAUGUAUAGAAACUGCUGUUUACAUUACAAGUAUGACGCUAGUAAUGGAAAUAUUUUCAGAAUGUUGCGUGUAGUACUCGAAUGUUGAAGUGGCCCUCCUAUGUGUAUAAGAUAAGCCAAUUUGAGGGCCCCUGUUCUACCUGAUUACCCGUCACAGUUUUACAGUGUCUUUCUGGUCAUCAUUCAGUGUUACCUUUCCAAUAUCUGUCAUCUCCCGCUAUCACUUCCUCUGUCCUUCACUGUCCCACAUGAUGCACUUUGAUUAUUACACCGACGUAUUCUGUUUUUGUGAAGGUCGGAUGUGUAGCAGAAGCGAUGUCAUGCUAAAGCUUUCCUAAAGCUGUAAAUGGUGAUGAGUUUUUUUAUUUGUCUAUUAAUGUCACUUUCA